Messenger RNA from Epinephelus fuscoguttatus (brown-marbled grouper), 4125 nucleotides. RefSeq lists its product as uncharacterized. NCBI's taxonomy places the organism in Eukaryota, Metazoa, Chordata, Actinopteri, Perciformes, Serranidae. The record is from RefSeq and is a predicted model, not a curated record. The coding region runs from base 3208 to 4125 and encodes 305 amino acids. The transcript is spliced from 4 exons.
UGAGUUGUCCAGGUGGAACGACCGACCGGAUCCUCGGUGGAUGUAUCUCCGGCGGAGAGGAACAGCGAUGUCCGGCGGGAGGUGAAGCACAGCCGGCGAGUGUCCUGUCGCGUGGAAGCGGAGACGAAGCAGCUCGUCAGCAGAGUACUGCAGGAUUCCUGUCACUGGUUGAUGGAUUAAACUCAGGAGGAACCAGAGGAUCCCGGAGCAAAGGCAGGAGUUAACACCCAGCAUUGUAGGCAGGACAGGCAGCAGUACGUCCAGAUAAGCCAGUCUGUCAGGUGAAGCAAAGGUCGGUAUCCGUCCACGAGCGUUAGCCCUGAUAGCUCAUCAGAAUUAAAAGUAUGAAUAAAACUCACACUCGCAUCAAUUGCAUAGUCCGUAGGACAAUAAAAUAUCAUUAAAGCGUUAAAAAAACACUAAAAGCGUCCCCCCCGCGAGCAGCGGCAGCCAGACGUGCCAGCGUUCACUCCCGGAAGUUGAGAUUCAAGGUUUAUCACAUCUGAUUUUCAACCAAGCUUCAGACCUUUAUAUUCUUUAGUUUAUGUGGCAAUGUAAAGACUGUGGUGCUGAAGUGUCUAGACGCUCAGAACUUCUUAAACAUUACAGAGAAAGACAUAGUCAUUUUGGGCAUGGCCAUCAUAUUAAAUGUAUACAUCCAGAUUGUCCAUGCAUCUUUAAGACUUGGAAUUCACUUUUGAGACACCUGUCAAGGAGUCAUAGCAAUGCCUUAAAGCACUCUGACAAAUUUACAUUUUCCUGCCAACUGUGUGGCUUUAGUGAACUUGGAACUGAGUGUGAUUAUUCUGUACAUGUAAACCAUCAUCUAAAAAACAAUGAGACAGUCAAUUGUAUGUUUAAAGGCUGUGAAUACAAAACCAACGUAUAUAGUACAUUCAAGUCUCACAAAAGUCAGAAGCACCGCUUGCAUUCAUUCGUAGAUUUUAAGGAUGGUGUAGUCCAUGGACUUUCUGUGACUGAAACUGCAGAGCCUGGUGGUUCAGACAAUGAGGAAUGCUGUGACAACAGCCAGUCUGAUGUUGAUUUGAAUACAACAAAGGAUCAAAUAGAUAUAAUUGAACAAAAACUUGCAGCAUUAUUAUUAAAACUAGAAAAUAUUUUUCAUGUGCCAAGUGCUGCAAUUGAUGAAUUGCUGGAAGAACUUCAGUACUUGUUGAGCACAGCAUCUCUGUGUAGUACAACAGAUGUGAUACAAGACACGCUCAGUAGUUACAGCCUGCAAGUUGAUCAAACUUUCAUUAAAGAACUUGCAUCCACUCUCUGUGUAUCUAAUCCCAUAUGCAAGUCAAUUGGUAAAGGUUGUCCCUUGGCAACAUCGUUUAAGCGCAAAAAUACUACAGACAAUUUCAAAGUUGUAGAGCCCAUAGAAUAUAUAUUGGAUGAAAAAGGCAAAAGAACACUGCAAUAUGUUCCAGUAUUAAAAGUUCUGCACCAGCUUUUCGCAGACUGUCACAUUCUUAAUAAAGUAUUAGACAGUAGUCUCACAUCAGAGGAAAAAGGAACAGAAGUGAUAUACAGGUCUUACCAAGAUGGUAUGUUCUUUAAAGAAAACAGCUUUUUAUCUGGAGGCCAAUUGAGAGUGUUACUUAAUUUGUAACACGUUAUUUUGAGAUUUGUGAUCCGCUCGGCACAUCUUGCAAAAAACAUAAAAUCUGUGCUGUUUAUUGGACUCUCAGCAAUUUACCGCCUGGUUCCCAUUCCUCAUUGUCUUCCAUUCAUUUGGCUUUACUGUGCAGGUCUGAAGACGUCAGGAGUUACGGUUAUGAAAAGGUCCUAGAGCCCUUGUUGAGGGAUCUUGUAACUUUAGAAAGUCAUGGUAUUUUUAUUGCACAGCUUGCCGAUCUUGUUAAGGGCACAAUACAGUGUGUUAUAGCAGAUAACUUGGGAGCGAAUGGAAUUGCUGGAUUGACAGAGAAUUUUGUAGGUGAAUACAUUUGCCGUUUUUGUUUGGCCCAGAAGUCUGAAAUUCAGCAGAAAGAAGUGAGUUCAGAUGCGUUUACUCUCAGAAGCAAAGAGACACAUGAAACACGUUAGUUCAGCACAGGGCAAUGUGAAACCAUGUUAUGGUGUUAAAAGGCCGUGUGUUCUCUCUGCACAUCUUUCUUAUUUCAACGUUUGCACUGGCUACCCCCCAGAUGUUGCACAUGACAUCUUUGAAGGCAUAGUACCAGUUGAGUUGGCACAUUGUCUGAAUCAUUUAAUGUCCAAAAAAUAUUUCACACUGGACAGUCUCAAUGAGUCCAUUUUGAAAUUUCCUUACAAAUGGACAGACAAGAGUAAUCGUCCACAUUCUAUUCCAAAGGCCUUCAUGCAGAACAAAACUAUUGGAGGGAACGCUCACGAAAAUUGGAGUCUCUUGCGUUUUCUCCCAUUUUUGGUUGGACAGUUAGUGCCCUCAAAUGAGCCAGCCUGGCAGGUCAUUUUGGACCUGAGAGAUAUUGUGGAUUUAGUUGUUGCACCAGUACAUACUGCGCAAUCACUUGCUUUCCUUGAGGAAAGAAUCUGUGAUCACAGAUGCAGGCUACAAGAGGUGUUUCCAGGUAUAAAACUUUUACCAAAACAUCAUUUCGUCGAACAUUAUCCACAGAUGAUUCGAUUUUUUGGUCCGCUCGUUUGUCUGUGGACAAUGAGAUUUGAAGGCAAAGCAUAGUUUUUUUUAAACAGUUCGUUCGUCACACACGCUGCUUCAAAAACAUACUCUUAUCCCUGACGGUGAAACAUCAGUUCAUGAUGGCAUAUUACUUGGAGUCAAACACAACCAAAAAAUGCAGCUUGACUGUCUCAGCUGUCUCAACUGUCUCUGUUGACAUUUUGCAUUAGGAUGUACAGAAAGUUUUGAAACUAAAAUACCCUGAUAUUGCACACAUUCAGCUCACUAAGACUGCAUCUGUCAAUGGAGUGGCAUACAGAGAGGGCAUGGUUGUUGUUUGUGGCUCUACUGGUGGCUUGCCAGACUUUGCAGAAGUUAUCCAGAUGGUUGUUUUGGAGGGAAACUUGAGUUUCAUUGUCAAAGAGUUUGGUGCUUGGUAUAUGGAGCAUUUUAGGGCAUUUGAGUUGUGUCCAACUUCUCAAGUCUCCCUCAUUCAACUUGGUGCCCUUGUGGACCAGUACCCCUUGGCAGAUUACAGGAUUGGAGGCCGCCGAAUGGUGACACUUAAAAGAUUCAUACAUAUACAAGAUUGAAGAAUGGCAGAGCCCAUGAAGCCGAGAGUCAUCGUAGAAGAGGAUGACUACAGAAGACUUGAUCUCCACUCAGGAAAGUCAAAGACUUUAAUGGACUUGCACAAAACAAUUUGUGAUGCAUUUGGAAUUGAAAGAGACUUUCGGAUUCAAUUCAUGGAUCCUGACUUCAAUAAUGAGUUCAUGAACAUUACAUCAGUGCAAGACAUUCAAGACAGAGGAACAAUUAAGCUUGUGUACAUGCAAAAUUGUUUGGAUAUGAAUCCCAUUUCAAGGCCGAACUCUCCAAGCACUGCUGGAUCAUCUGCAAGCCCAUCAAGCAUUCACACACCUCAGAGUGUGUCCUCAUUGUCUUCAUCUGACUCCGACACCACCAUCAUUCUUUCCCAUUCAGACAGUGAGCUGAGAACGUGUGCAUGGCCCCGUGACUUCACCAUUCCUCACUUCCCAUACGAUGUGGAGGUUCAGCUUCAGCGGGAAAAUGAGAUAUUCAGAGAAACUGGCACAAGUCUGAAGAUUCCACCAGGGCUGAAGCCCGACAUCCUAGACAAACUGGCUGAAGAAAUUUUCCAGUAUACAGCAUAUCUACAAAAUCACCAGAUAGAUGUAGCAGGGGCACUCACCCAAAAAUUUCCCUGUUUGCGAGAUCUGUCUGCCACUGGAUACUACAGCUGGAUGAUUAGCCUGAAAUACAAAAUGGCUAAUUACCGGACAAAGAUGCGGGACAUUGGAUGUCCUGAAAUGACUGUUAAUGCAUUGAAAAAUAAAUCAAGAGAUGAAUGCUUCCAUUCAGCCAAAAAUGUAAAGAAAGCUAAAAAGGCAGAGGUCAACUAUUGUCCUUCACACCCCACUGGCGAAACAGAUGACAGUCUGGAAAACUUGCGAGUUGAACUUUUGACUGAUGUCAAAGGGCAUCAGAUGUAA